Messenger RNA from Cucurbita maxima (winter squash), 2480 nucleotides. RefSeq lists its product as uncharacterized. Bases 433 to 2250 code for a protein of 605 amino acids. The record is from RefSeq and is a predicted model, not a curated record. Lineage: Eukaryota; Viridiplantae; Streptophyta; Magnoliopsida; Cucurbitales; Cucurbitaceae. The transcript has 14 exons.
CUCUGUAAACCACUGCAGCCAAAAUAGAGGAAACCCAUCAUCUCACACCACAAACAUCGUACAAAGGCAUUGCCAAAAGCAAGAUUUUCUGAACAACGCGCCUUGAAUCUUGAUAUAUAGAGGAAGAGAAGGCCUUUACGUGGCGGUCCUGUGACAAGGCUUGUCAAAAUGGCUCCAAAUUCCCUCAUCUUCUUUGUGUGGUUAGGAAAAUUCAGAGCCACAAACAGUCCCUUCUCAGCUUCUAGUUUCUUUUCCAUGCCUUUUUCUGUGCUUCUUUUUUCUAUGGGCAAGAAAUCAAAUGGGUUGCUAUCAUUUUCCAAUCCAAAGUUCAAACGAUCCAUUGGUGAUCAAAUCUCUCCCUUAAGUCGUUUUUCUACAAACCCUCAUUUUCCGUUCAAACAAUUUUUGUAGUGACCGUUGCAUCGGAGUUCAAUGGCUAUGGAGGCAACUGCCGCGACGAUAUCUUAUGCGAAUUUGAGCGGUUCCGCAGCCCAUAGGUUGAGACCCUCUUCAGAUCUAUACAGAACUGUUUUCUUUUCUAGUUCUUUUCGGAGUGGCAAUCGAAGCCAUUGCCGAUCAUUGAUUACGAGGGCUGCUGCGAAUACCGGCAAUAAGGGGAAGAAGAAACCUAAAUCGAAGAAAGCUGCGGUGGCAGCUGAUGAAGAGAAAGUGGAGGAGAUUGUGGAUUCCAGUGAAGGGUUUCAACAGCAACUGCCGCCACAGCCGCCGCAGCCGAAGAUUUCGUUGGAUGAUGUGAAUCCAGUGGGGUUGGGGCGGAAGUCCCGCCAACUGUUUGAUGAAGUGUGGCGGAAGUUUUCUGGGUUGGGGCAAAUAUCAAGGACUACAAGGAUGGAUGAUAAGGAAGCUCUUGAUGCUAUGCUUAUUAGGGAGGGGCCUAUGUGUGAGUUUGCUAUUCCUGGAGCUCAGAAUACUACUGUGCUUGUUGUUGGUGCAACUAGCCGCAUUGGCCGCAUUGUUGUUCGUAAACUUAUGCUGCGUGGCUACAGUGUCAAGGCUCUAGUAAGGAAGGCAGAUGAUGAUAUCCUAGACGUGCUUCCAAGAUCGGUGGAAAUCGUGGUCGGAGACGUUGGUGAUGCUAAUACCCUUAAGGCUGCUGUGGAGGGCUGCAAUAAAAUCAUCUACUGUGCAACUGCUCGUUCCACAAUUACAGCAGAUCUCUUCAGGGUUGAUCAUCAAGGAGUUUACAAUAUCACCAAAGCAUUUCAGGACUAUAAUAAUGAGCUAGCACAACUUCGUGCUGGAAAAAGCAGCAAAAGUAAGCUUCUGCUUGCGAAGUUCAAAUCCGAAGAGUCGUUGAAUGGUUGGGAAGUUCGCCAAGGAACUUACUUCCAAGAUGUUGUUGCUUCUAAGUAUGAUGGAGGCAUGGACGCAAAAUUUGAAUAUACUGAAACUGGAGAGGCUAUUUUCUCAGGGUACGUUUUUACAAGGGGGGGAUAUGUCGAGUUGUCAACGAAACUUUCCCUUCCAUUGGGAUCCACCCUCGACAGAUAUGAGGGGCUCAUUCUUUCAGUUGGUGGGAAUGGAAGGUCUUAUGUGUUAAUUCUUGAAGCUGGUCCUUCAGCUGAUACAACUCAACGUAAACUAUAUUUCUCGAGAUUUAGCACGAAAGCUGGAUUUUGUCGGGUCAGAAUACCUUUUUCGUCCUUCCGCCCUGUUAAACCAGAUGAUCCACCUCUCGAUCCAUUUCUUGUGCAUACGUUGACCAUUCGUUUCGAGCCUAGAAGACAGAGGCCUACUGAAGGACCUGCUGCAGCAGGCGUAAAGCAGCAAGAUUUGAGAAGCUUUGAACUCGUAUUGGAAUACAUAAAAGCCUUGCCUACUGGGCAAGAGACAGACUUCAUCUUGGUUUCAUGUACAGGAUCUGGUGUAGAACCAACCAGAAGGGAGCAGGUUCUCAAGGCAAAAAGGGCUGGGGAAGAUUCGUUGCGAAGAUCGGGCCUUGGGUACACGAUUAUCCGCCCGGGUCCUCUAAAGGAAGAACCCGGGGGCCAACGUGCUCUUAUAUUUGACCAGGGAAACAGGAUAACUCAGGCCAUCAGCUGUGCUGAUGUUGCUGACAUCUGCGUAAAAGCAUUGCAUGACUCUACAGCAAGAAACAAAAGCUUUGAUGUCUGCUAUGAAUAUGUUGCUGAGCAAGGAAGAGAACUCUACGAGCUGGUUGCUCACUUGCCUGACAAAGCCAACAACUACCUCACCCCUGCCUUGUCUGUUCUGGAAAAGAACACAUGAUCACAGUCCUCUUCUCAUGGCUUCAAAAGCAAUGGAAACAUGGAGACUUUGAUCUCUCAAAUAGGCAGAAAGUUCUCAUCAGAUGGAAGGGGAUGUAAAGGUUUGAAAAUUAAAAGUUUCAUAACUUUCAUAGGCUAUGUAUUCAUUCAUGAUGUUUUGAGGAAAAGUGUACAAGAAAUCGAAUGGUUGGAAAGAAAAAAGAAAGGUGAGUUGCUUCGUGUUCUGUUCAA